Messenger RNA from Pseudozyma flocculosa PF-1, 1275 nucleotides. RefSeq lists its product as uncharacterized. The record is from RefSeq and is a predicted model, not a curated record. Gene Ontology annotation, molecular function: GTPase activity. The transcript has 4 exons. NCBI's taxonomy places the organism in Eukaryota, Fungi, Basidiomycota, Ustilaginomycetes, Ustilaginales, Ustilaginaceae. The coding region runs from base 1 to 1275 and encodes 424 amino acids.
AUGGCAACAGCACAACCAAGCACGUCAGCUGCGGCUUCGGCUGCGGCUCCGGCCGACGGCAGCGCCUCGCUCCUACCGCCCAUCCCGCAGGCCACGUCCAUCAUCGUCAUCGGAAUGGCAGGCUCCGGCAAGUCGACCUUCACCUCCGCCCUGUCCAGCUACCACGAGACCUCGGCCUCCUCCUCCUCCUCCUCCUCCUCUUCUCCCUCGAGCUCGUCCGCGGCGCCGCCGUACAUGGUCAACCUGGACCCGGCCGUCGGCUCGCUCGGCUACGAGCCCAACGUCGACAUCCGGGACACGGUCGACUACCGCCGCGUCAUGCAGCAGUACAACCUGGGCCCCAACGGCGGCAUCCUCACCGCCCUCAACCUCUUCACCACCAAGUUCGACCAGGUGCUCGGCAUCCUCGAGAAGCGCGCAAACGAGACCGACCACAUCGUCCUCGACACGCCCGGACAGAUUGAAAUCUUUACCUGGUCCGCCAGCGGCAGCAUCGUCACCGACGCCCUCGCCUCGGCCAUGCCCACCGUCGUCGCCUACAUCAUCGAUACCCCGCGCACCACCGCUCCUGCUACCUUUAUGAGCAACAUGCUCUACGCCUGCAGCAUCCUGUACAAGACCAAGCUGCCCUUCAUCCUCGUCUUCAACAAGACCGACGCGCAGCCGCACGACUUUGCGCUCGAAUGGAUGCACGACUUUGAAAAGUUCCAAGAGGCCCUCAAGGCCGGCAACGCCACCGAACCCUCGUUGCUCGCCACCGCGGGUGCUCGCGGCGGCGGGAACGCGGCGGGCGGGCCGACAGAGGAGCAGGGGUACAUGAACAGCCUCAUGAACAGCAUGAGCCUCGUCCUCGAUGAGUUUUACAAGAACCUGCGGACGGUGGGCGUCUCGUCUCUGACGGGCGAUGGCCUGCCAUCCUUCUUCGAGGCGGUCAACGAGGCGCGGCAAGAGUACAUCACCGACUACCGACCGGACCUGGAACGGCUGGCGGCGCAGCGGAAGGAAAAGCGCGAGGGCGAAAAGAGGCGGCAGCUCGAAAAACUCAUGCGCGACAUGCAGGUCGAUUCCAAGAGCGCUGCCCCUCGUCCCGCUGCUCCUUCGACGAGGGAGGAUGGGGAUGGGGAGGAGGAGGAGGAGGGAGGUGUGGUGGAGGAAGAGUACGAGGGAGAUGGACAGAUCAUUGAACCGGAUUCGGACGAGGAAAAGCCCCACUACGACUAUCCCGGCCCCGAGUACGACCGCGGCGACGGAACCGUCUGGCCCCGUCCCGGUUGA